Messenger RNA from Chironomus riparius, 1485 nucleotides. Lineage: Eukaryota; Metazoa; Arthropoda; Insecta; Diptera; Chironomidae. The record is from the annotation of a GenBank genome assembly.
AGCUCUUUUUAUUUUGAAUCAAAUUUAAUUUACAUUUCAUUUAAAUCACACGAUCUGAGUAGUAACUAGUUAACAAUGGCUUUAUUCAGAAUAACUUCAUCAAAAUCCAUAAUCCAAGCACAUCACAGACUCUUCCCAACUAUUACAUCACUCAAACGAACCAUUUCAUCUGAAAUCAUCGACUUGAAAGUAAUUCUUGAAGACAAAAUUCCAAAAGAGCAAGAACGCGUCCAGAAUUUCCGUAAAGCUCAUGGAGCCACAAAAGUUUGUGAUAUCAAUAUCGAUAUGAUGUAUGGAGGCAUGCGAGGAAUCAAAGGACUUGUUUCUGAAACCUCAGUAUUAGAUGCUGAUGAAGGUAUCCGAUUCCGUGGACUAUCAAUUCCAGAAUGUCAGCAACUUUUGCCAAAAGCUAAAGGUGGAGCCGAACCACUUCCUGAAGGACUUUUCUGGCUCUUGAUGACUGGUGAUGUUCCAACUAAGGAACAAGUCAAUUGGCUUUCAAAGGAAUGGGUUAAUCGUGCAGAUCUUCCUGAAUAUGUUAUCACCAUGCUUAACAACUUUCCAUCAACACUCCAUCCAAUGUCACAGCUUUCAACUGCAGUUACAGUUCUAAAUCAUGAAAGUAAAUUCUCUAAAGCCUACUCACAGCGAGUUCAUAAAUCUAAGUACUGGGAAUAUGCUUAUGAGGAUAGUAUGGACUUGAUUGCUAAGCUGCCUGUUAUUGCUGCAACUAUUUAUCGAAAUAUUUACCUUGAUGGAAAAGGAAUCAAGGAAAUUGACCCGAAUCUUGAUUGGUCAGCAAACUUUUGUCGAAUGUUAGGAUAUGAUAAUGAGGAAUUUAAUGAGUUGAUGCGCUUAUACUUGACAAUUCAUAGUGACCAUGAGGGUGGUAAUGUUAGUGCACAUACAGUACAUGUUGUCGGAUCAGCUCUUAGCGAUCCAUACUUGUCAUUUGCAGCUGGUAUGAAUGGUUUAGCUGGACCACUUCAUGGAUUGGCUAAUCAAGAAGUAUUAGUAUGGCUGCAAAAGUUACGCACAGAACUCGGUGAUGAUGCAAAUGAGGAUAAAGUCAAAGACUUUAUAUGGAAGACACUCAAAUCUGGACAAGUCGUUCCUGGCUAUGGACAUGCUGUUUUAAGAAAGACAGAUCCUCGCUAUACUUGCCAACGUGAAUUUGCUCUUAAACACCUUCCUGAUGAUCCAUUAUUCAAACUUGUCAGCAACAUCUACAAAGUCGUUCCUCCAAUCCUGACUGAAUUGGGCAAGGUUAAGAACCCAUGGCCAAAUGUAGAUGCUCAUUCUGGUGUCUUAUUACAAUAUUAUGGAUUAAAGGAAAUGAACUACUAUACUGUGUUAUUUGGUGUCUCACGUGCUCUUGGAGUUCUUGCAUCACUUGUGUGGGAUCGUGCUCUAGGUUUGCCUAUCGAACAUCCCAUAUCUAUGUCUACAGACCAAUUAAUGAAGACUGUUGGAUAUAAAUCUUAG